GAGAGAGAGAGAGAGAGAUUUCUACCCUGGUUCCCGAGGUUUUCCGGAAUUAUCUUCCUUGCCUUAGAAAUAUUUCUCGUACGUUUUACGUCAUAUAAGUUAUCAAUGACGUCACAGUCGAAGCAAUGACAGUCAGACAGAAUGGGGAGUUUUUAUCUGCCAUACCUAUAUUCGUCAUGGUUGGGUAAACUGAGACAUUUUUGUUACUCUCCCUGUCGACUACUCUUGAUUCUCAAUGUUGUCCAUGCCAAUUAUGUAAAUGUUGCUUUACACAAACCUACAUCGCAAUGGACAACAUUUCCUUUAUUUGAUACUGGUUCUCACAAAGCUGUGGAUGGAUUGAAAUCAGAUUUAAGUAGUGGAGGAAGCCAAUGUGCAAUCUCAGGCAACGGCCAAACAUAUGCUGAAUGGCUUGUUGAUCUGGUGGACUUAACCGACAUUCAUCAUAUAAUUAUAACAUACAGGACAGAUAAUGUUCCAUGGGAUAUAAACAAUGGCUACCUGAAACGUGUCCUCGGCUUUUCGCUGUAUGUAUCAAACACAACCUCUAGAUAUGAUGGUACUAUGUGUUUUAAGGACACAAAUUACACCAUAUACACAGUACCACAAGUGUUUGUCAUAGAUUGCCCUGUCUAUGGACGAUACGUCAUUUAUUAUAAUGAAAGACUUCCAGGCGUUACCUACCCAGCUGACUAUUCAUCUGCAGCAUUCAACGACCUCUGUGAAGUGGAAGUGUAUGCUUGCCCACCACUACAAUUUUAUGGAGAAAAUUGUUCUUUGCCAUGCCCACAGGGAUGCCAAAAGGGUCUCUGCGAUUCUAAUGGAAAUUGUUUUAGCUGUAUUGAAGGGUACAAAGGCUUAAAAUGUGAUCAACCGUGUGAUGGGAAAAUGUUUGGCCAGAAUUGCUCCAGAGCCUGUGGGCCAUGUUUAGGAUACACACAAUGUAAUCACAUUAACGGGACAUGUGUCAAUGGAUGUGAAAGAGGCUUUGGAGGCAGUAAUUGUUCAGCUUGUCCUGAAGGAUUUUAUGGUGACAACUGCCAGGAGACCUGUAAUCAUGAUUGUGGUGUUCCUCGACGAUGUGACAGAGUGACAGGAGAAUGUGAGGGUGGUUGUCAGCCAGGGUGGAAGGGCCUGAAAUGUGAUGAACAUUGCGAGGAUAGAACUUAUGGAAUAAACUGUUCAGAGACUUGUGGAUUUUGUCGUGAAAGUCAACAUUGUCAUUCUGAUGAUGACCAUGAAGAAGAGGACUGUACAGAAGUUGCGUCAGAAUGUGAUCAUGUUAAUGGUACAUGUAUGGAAGGAUGUGGUAGAGGCUAUAGAGGGGGAAAUUGUACUGAACCGUGUCCUGUAGGAUUUUAUGGUUACAACUGCCACGCGACCUGUAAUCAUGAUUGUGGUGUUCCUGGACGAUGUGACAGAGUGACAGGAGAAUGUGAGGGUGGUUGUCAGCCAGGGUGGAAGGACCUAAAAUGUGACCAACAUUGCGAGGAUAGAACUUAUGGAAUAAACUGUUCAAAGACUUGUGGAUUUUGUCAUGAAAGUGUACACUGUCAUUUUGAUGAUGACCAUGAUGAAGAGGAAUGUACAGAAGUUGCGUCAGAAUGUGAUCAUGUUAAUGGUACAUGUAUGGAAGGAUGUGGUAGAGGCUAUAGAGGGGAAAAUUGUACUGAACCAUGCCCUGCAGGAUUGUAUGGUUACAACUGCCAGGAGACCUGUAAUCAUGAUUGUGGUGUUCCUGGACGAUGUGACAGCGUGACAGGAGAAUGUGAGGGUGGUUGUCAGCCAGGGUGGAUUGAUCCAAAAUGUGACGAACAUUGCCCCGAGAGAACUUACGGAAUAAACUGUUCAAAGACUUGUGGAUUUUGUCGUGAAAGCCGUCAUGAUGACUGUCAUUCUAGCAACAGCACUUCUGUUAACGGGACAUAUAUUAACAGCACAUGUUUGGAUGAAUGCGACAAGGAAGGACAUAAUUGUACAAAAGAGUCGUCAGAAUGUGAUCAUGUUACUGGUGAAUGUGUGAACGGAUGUGCUGUAGGUUAUCAAGGCGAAAAUUGUACUGAAAAGUGUAAGGAAGGAUUCCAUGGUCUUAACUGCAGUGAAAUAUGCAACAGAGUUUGUCGUCAUACAUGUCAUCACAUAACGGGAUUGUGUCCAGAGGUACCAGAGAGCUCUUUGAAUGUAGGAGUCAUUGCUGGAACAACAGUGUCGGUGUUCGUUGUCCUUGCUGUCAUUGGUGUUGCGUUAUACUUUAGAAGAUUGGGCACAACAAACCACUCGAUUAACAGAGAUAAUUUCGAAUAGAAACAGAAAACGAUACAGUUUACAGUGAAGCCAUACACCAUACCUUUUACACAAACAUUUGGAACCGAAGAAAAAUCAACGAUCACAAAGAACAAGCCAUCAAAGGAAGUAGUGCAUUUGACUGAAGCAGUUAUUACACUCCGAACUGUGCUGAACAUUUUCGAUAAAAAUUUCAAAAGAGAAAAAUGAAGAGGAAUGGUUUAAAAAUUGACAUUUUAACAUUAAGAUGGACACUUCCCCCUACUUUGUAGUUUGGUUACGGGUAUCAGUUACAUGUACAAUCCAUGAAGCAGUAAAUGCUUAAACAUAAUGUUUAAUCAUUUUAUUUCUCAAUACUGUGAUGUUGGUUACUAUUUAUAGAAUUUAUGUAUUUUGUAUUGUUUAUCCCCUUUCGUGCAUUCAUUAUUUCAUCCUACUUUUUCCCAUUAUACUUGCAGAUGAGGAGCUCAUGAGAUUUAGUUCAGAUUCUAUAUAGCAUUAACCUGCAGAUGUUUAUCUGAAUAUGAAUGUAAAGUUGUAAAGUAAUGAUUUAAGACUCAACUGUGGUUCUAAUUGACAUGGUAAUUAGUUUUCAGUUAAGACCCUUCUUGUAUAGAAUAUCUGCUGGCAAGGACAUUUGUCUCCUUUCAACAUAUUUAGUUCAUAUAUUUUGAAUAUAUUUCAAUGAAAAUCUGUAUAUUACUCUCUAUAGAUAUUCUAUGGAAUUUCAAUGUUAAAACUAAGAUUGAAUUGAUUUGAAAUGAAAUAAAGAAUUUGC
Ostrea edulis (European flat oyster) is the source of this 3061-nucleotide messenger RNA. RefSeq names its product multiple epidermal growth factor-like domains protein 10. Lineage: Eukaryota; Metazoa; Mollusca; Bivalvia; Ostreida; Ostreidae. Bases 142 to 2304 code for a protein of 720 amino acids. The record is from RefSeq and is a predicted model, not a curated record. The transcript is spliced from 19 exons. Gene Ontology annotation, molecular function: scavenger receptor activity.